Molecule: messenger RNA, 338 nt
Organism: Fopius arisanus
Lineage: Eukaryota; Metazoa; Arthropoda; Insecta; Hymenoptera; Braconidae
Gene: RpL29
Product: ribosomal protein L29
Exons: 4
Coding region: 73-294 (73 amino acids)
Biological process (GO): cytoplasmic translation
Cellular component (GO): ribosome; cytosolic large ribosomal subunit
Molecular function (GO): structural constituent of ribosome
Source: RefSeq, a predicted model, not a curated record
CAGAGGCACCCAAAUCGUCCUCUUUUUUAUUUCCGCUUCCGUCGUGUGAAACGCUGAGGAACUGCAGUAAAAAUGGCAAAGUCCAAGAAUCACACAAAUCACAACCAGAGCAGGAAGGCCCACAGGAAUGGCAUCAAGAAGCCCAAACGUUAUAGGCACGAGUCCACAGUUGGUAUGGACCUGAAAUUCCUACGCAAUCAGAGAUUCGCCAAGAAACACAACCUGAAACCUAAGGCCCAGCUGAAGAGGGCAACAGAACGCAAGGCCCUUCGUGAAUCCAAGGGAAAGAAAUAAAUGUAGACUUUGCAAGAGCCACAAUAAAAUUUGAAAAAACCUAA